UUCAGGUGAGGAGAGGCACGUCACCGACUGCCGGUGAAUAUAAAUGACAGAAUAACCAAUGAGGAGGAACCGCGUAUCAUUUUCUCCGAAUCUUCUAGAAUUCCAGCCUUUGUAAAAGAAAAUGUGAGAUGGCAGACUAUGGGAAGUUGGAGAGAUGGUUUGAGCAACAAUAACAAAUCAAGAGAUUGUUGAUGAGAGCAUAGAAGAGAUGGAGCCUCAUGAACUUCUAAUGGGAAGACUUGUGAGAGGUGAGGAUCAUACCCAACUAGAAAGAACAGGAUUUGCUUGUCAUACAGAUUUACAUUCCAAAGUAUGUUUGACAAACAACCCAACAAGAAUCAACAAUACCAACCUUGAAUUCUACAUCUCAACCAACAAUGAUUCUCAACAAAAUAACUUUUCUCCAAUCUUAAUUCAUCCAUAUGCAAGACAGGAGGACAAAAUCACCUUAAGAGAUGUUACUCCACUCAAAAUCAUAUUCCAACCAAACAAAACCCUUUUACCUCUUUGUCAAUUCAUCCAUAAUGUUCCUGUCCUCAUCUUCUCCACCGGUGGCUUCACCGGCAAUCUCUUCCACGAGUUCGACGAGACCAUCAUCCCUUUGUUCAUCACUUCUUACCACUUUCAAACUCGGGUUCGGUUUCUCAUUACCGAUCACAAAACUUGGUGGGUUCAAAAAUACAACCGAAUUCUCUCUGGUUUAUCUCGUUUCAAUGUCAUAAAUCUAGCCGAAGAUGGAUCUGUCCAUUGUUUCAAUGGAGGUGUCAUAGGAUUGAAAUUUCACAACAUUUUAUCCUUGAACAACACUGAUAUUCCCGGGGGUUAUUCCAUGUCGGAUUUUCGGAGUUUCCUGAGACAAACCUAUAACUUAAAAGUGAAUAAUGUGAGUGAAUUGAGCGGGAAAAAACCAAUGGUGAUGUUGAUAUCUCGUCAAACCUCAAGGAGGUUUAUGAACGAAGGAGAAAUGGUUGAGAUGAUGAAGGAAGUUGGGUUUGAAGUGAUGACAACAACGCCACAAAGAAUGUCGAAUUUGGACAAGUUUUCGUCGGUGGUUAACUUGUGUAGUGUGAUCAUUGGGGCACAUGGGGCCGGGCUAACGAAUGAGGUGUUCUUGGCAAACGGCGCGGUAGUGGUGCAAGUGGUGCCAUUCGGGCUUGAUUGGCCUUCUACGUAUUUCUUUGGGAAGCCAGCGGCUGAGAUGGAGCUUCAAUAUUUAGAGUAUAAGAUUGAGGCAAAGGAGAGUUCUUUAUGGGAUAAAUAUGGAGAAAAUCAUCCGGUUAUUAGAGACCCUGAGUCCAUAUUUGCCCAAGGUUACUUUGCUAGCAGAGCUAUUUAUAUAGAUGAACAGAAUUUGAAGAUAAAUUUGACUAGGUUUCGGGAUACUAUGAUUCAAGUAAAGAAAUUGAUCGAAGAAAAAAGAGGAAGUUGGUGAACUGAAACACGAAACUCGUCUAGAAUAAGUAAAGUCACCUUUUGUGCAUCAACAAUUUUACAUUGUACAAUUCUACUAUGGAACAAUUGUACAAUUCGAUCAUAACAUCCCAAAAUUUGUCUAUUUUCAAACAAUAUAGAUUACAUUUACACAUCAUGACAGCCUAAACUGGUUGCCUUGAAUUUUACAUUGCAACCAAUACUUAUUUUGAUACAAUAACUUGUACUCAGAAAUGCAAGUAGAAUCAUGGUUUACAACAUACCCACCUCCAAGAUAUUCAAGGAAAAUGAGGGCAUCAGAAAGCAUAAACUUACUAUACAGUUAUGCUAGAUUCUGCCCAAUUGAAUAAUAUAGAAAUUAGAGAUACUUUCUUUUCUGUAAAUCACGAAUCAUCAAAGAGGCUGCAGAGUUCUCUGCCUCUUUUACUCUUGACUUCUCAUCUCCGAUUAUAGAGUGCGUAUCAUUAAAAGUGGAAAUUUUAACACAGCAAACAAAUCUUCUUCCAUGUGGGUGUCCAAGAACUUCUUUACUGCAAGUAAGAAAUCAAUGAGGUGUUUAGUGGUUGAACACGUUGGAAAAAGGAGAUGAUCUGCGUUGAACUUUUGUUUCUGACCCAAAAAAUGACUUGCAAUAAAAGCGCAAUAUUCUUCUAGAGCUUAAACUCAAGAAAAAAAAAGAGGAUUUUUUUAAGCAUACAAUAUAUACAUGAAAGUAUUACAUUCAGGAGAGAGCAGAGUUGAACCAAAAAUAUGAAAGAAAAAAACCUUCCAAACAAAAUAAAAUUUGCAUUUAGCCUUACUAAAUAUAUAUUUUUUAGUUAAAAAAGAAGAAAACACUCUAAUUAUUACUACUUUCCAAGGAGCCUUGAGGCUUCACAAAAGGUGUACGUCUUAUUUUGUGAGCGUCACCUUGGAAAAGAAAUGUGCCAGACCUGAUCCUUGAGCCUAGGCGUGUGUCCAGGAAGACCUUUUAAAACAAUACUCGAUAUAAUGCAAACAGGUAUCCAAGAGUUCAUUCACAUAAAAAAUCAACAUCUAAGAAGGAAAAGUAAAAGGAAGCAAACCAAGUUUGUGUAGUUUUACUCAUACAAGGUAAAAGUAUAUUGCACAGAGGAUGGAGAUUCAAAAGAACACAAGUUUUAACAAAUCAGUGUAUAGAUAUUGUUGGAAACAAGAGGCUUUGUUGAUAGUUUAUUGCGUUGAGAGUAUUUUAAUAUUGUAGUUUACCCUAAGUUUAUUUCCUUUUUUUGUAUUAAUGCUUGCUAAAACUUUUAAAGUUAUCUUCCCUUGUAACUUUCAAUGUGUGUGAAAAUAAUAAAAAGUUACUCUCUAUCGUGGUUCUUUCUUC
Cucumis sativus (cucumber) is the source of this 2779-nucleotide messenger RNA. RefSeq names its product alpha-1,3-arabinosyltransferase XAT2. Bases 209 to 1432 code for a protein of 407 amino acids. NCBI's taxonomy places the organism in Eukaryota, Viridiplantae, Streptophyta, Magnoliopsida, Cucurbitales, Cucurbitaceae. The record is from RefSeq and is a predicted model, not a curated record. Gene Ontology annotation, molecular function: glycosyltransferase activity. The transcript has 3 exons.